Messenger RNA from Suillus paluster, 570 nucleotides. RefSeq lists its product as uncharacterized. Lineage: Eukaryota; Fungi; Basidiomycota; Agaricomycetes; Boletales; Suillaceae. The coding region runs from base 1 to 570 and encodes 189 amino acids. The transcript is spliced from 2 exons. The record is from RefSeq and is a predicted model, not a curated record.
AUGCCACACGAUACCAUUAUCCCCAGCCCACAUGACCAUUUCGAUGUUUUUCGACAAGUCGUCAUUGUUACUCCACCCGAUCCACGCAUCAGUGACUCACCAAAGCGGUGGCGCAUUAGAGCAACGUCUGAAGUGCAGCCUGGUCCUGGCUGCAAGCCCGGAUCCCCCGCUAGAUUCGACAUGGCACUGAUAAGUGAUGGUGUUCAGACGUCGAGUUUGCGGACAUUCGAAGGUGUGCGAGUUGCGCAGGUUCAUAUUAUAUUCACUCUGCCUCGUCAGUUUGGUACAUACUCCCGAGCGCUGGCUUACAUCGAGUGGUUCACGCCAUUUCGGGAGCCAGACCCCUCCUCUGGUCUGCGUCAAGUGUCACAUUCGACUCGUCAGCUGCAUCGGAAUGCAGUCGUGAUACAUGUUGAUGAAAUUGUUCGUCCGUGUCACCUUAUUCCAAAGAUGGGACCAUCUGUUGACCCCGGGUGGACGAGCACGAACAUCUAUGAGAUGGCAAAUGAUUUUUAUUUGAAUACUUUUAUUGACCUAGAGACAUUUUGUAUUUCCGCUGGUAGUGAUUAG